UGUUGCUGCAGCUGUUCUUAGCACACCUCUGCCCAUGUCCUCAUGUUGCUUCAAGGAGAAAAGUCUGGUAAGCUGGACACAGGAUUCCUGAGCUGCACAAAAGCAGCUCUAAAAUUGUUAACCUGCUAAUUUGAAGCCAUUGCAUUACUCUGUCACUGCCAUCAAUGAAAGCAGCACUUGCCACUUAUCUCCUGGCAUAUGCCUAUGAUUGAGCAGCAGAGAGAGGGAUUUAAAUUGUCAUUUCUAGCUUCACUGAUGAUCUGACACUCUCUGAGCAAUCAUCCCACCAGAUCUCAGAAGAUGGAAGUGCAAAUCCCACUCAGUCUGUUUGAACCAAGAAGGAAAGUCAAUGGAAGCACAUCUGAAAUAGCUGCAACCACGAGGAGAGGAUUAAAUAACACAGCCCUCAGACAAAAGGAUUCAGUUGUGUUUAUUUUGACGUGAAGAGAAUGGGGUUUAAUGGGAACAUGUGUGGCAUUGUUGUCAGCAUGUCCAGCAUUUUGAGGUGUUGUUUUGUGUGAAAGUGAAGUUCAGUCUCUGGUUGCAGAAUCUUAAAUAUGAUGAUACUUUAUUUGAAACUUCUCAAACAGUAGAGGUGGUACUUUUGGGACGACUGAAGUGUUCACAAAUGGCUGUCUAUGAAGCUGGAUUUCAUUUCCAUACUAGAAAAAGUGCCUUGACAUUUUUUAUUAUUGUUAUUGCUUUUAUUAUUAUUUUACUGUUAAGUGCUGAGUGUCUUUGGGCCUUCACUGACUAGAGGGAACUGUAAGAGACUGAGUACAUCUGAUACUUCCUAUGUACAAGAUCCAAGUGUGGAUUUGAGUGCCUGGCUUCUCUAGUAAGGAUCUUGAUUCAUGUAAUGUAAACUUAGAACAACAAAAUUAGAUUCAGAUGCUCCCUUUUUUUUUUUUUUUCCCUCCCUGUUGCAGUCCUAAGCCAAAUGAUUUACUGUGGAAUAUAGUUGAAUUGCUUGUUUUAUCUCAUAAAACAAAUACGCCUUUGUUGCUCUUUUGGGCUGAUGUUUUCCUUAGCUUGCACUUGUGACUUAGCUAUACCCUUCCUUCCCUCUUGGACUUUUUAAUUUUUCUCACACCAUGCACAGAGCUUGAGUUUGGCCUUCUCUGCUGGCUGAUGAGAUUCUCUUUGCCAUGCCACAGGAGCCUGCUGCCUAGGCAGUGGAGAUACACUGAUAAACCCUUUGCUUUUGUGUUAGAAUUGGUGUUUUGUUUUCAUACAGUGUGUAUCAUUUCCCAUUUGAAACCGCUGUUAUUGUAUGCUUGGAAAAACCCUCUUACUUGGCAUUGGCAAAGGAAGCAGAGUUUAAAAAGAAAAAAAAAACCACUUUAAUUUAAUAAGCAGUAUUUCAGGGUUCCUUUUGUUACGUGCUACCUUUUGAACUCUGCAGAGCAGCAUGCAGAUCUAAUCCUCGCUAGCGUCACGGCCUGGGCUGCACAAGUAAACACUUUAAAUGGGAGGAAGCACCUGCGCAUCGCUAUUGUCUCUCUUCUCCCAUUAGCAAAGCCUCGGGGCUGACUCUGCUCCAGCCAAACCCUCCAGGCAGUUGGAAUCCACAGGCAGAGAGCAAAGCUCCCUGCCCUGGGCUGGAGCAGUGGGAGCAGCUCCUGGGGGACAGCUGGCCAUGGAGGGGCUGCGUGCGGACACCCGCGCACGGCUGGGCUACCGCGCACUCGCCCAUCGCCUCGGCAGCACGGGAUGCAUGGACCACAGGGAUCACAGGAGCCUCCAAGGGAGCAGACUGAACAAGGAUCUGAGGCAUUAUCUCAACCAGAGGUUUCAGAAGGGGUCACCAGACCACGACCUGCAGCAGACCAUCCGAGACAACCUUUAUCGCCACGCUGUGCCUUGCACAACCCGCCCUCCGAGAGAAGGAGAAGUGCCUGGUGUGGACUAUAACUUUCUGACUGUGGAGGAAUUCCGGGAGUUGGAGCGAAGUGGGACCCUUCUGGAAGUAGGAACUUAUGAAGGUAACUAUUAUGGAACGCCGAAGCCUCCAAGCCAGCCCCUCAGUGGGAAAGUGACUUCCACCAAUGCUUUGCAAAACCUGCAGUCUGGCUCCAAGCAGUCGACUCCAAAGCGAACCAAGUCUUACAAUGAUAUGCAAAAUGCUGGCAUAGUGCAUACAGAGAAUGAGGAAGAGGAUGAUGUACCUGAAAUGAGCAGUAGCUUCACAGCAGAGUCUGGUGACCAGGACGAGCACAGCGCGCGCAUCGGGAGAGAGGCAGCGCCCGCGUCCGCGAUUGAGAGGCACACCCACGUCCCCACCACGGACCCAUCUCAGAGCCUCCCCCAGUACCUACCUCCUGCAGCCGAGGAUAACCUAGGUCCUCUGCCAGAAAACUGGGAGAUGGCCUACACGGAGAACGGAGAAGUCUAUUUUAUAGACCAUAACACAAAAACAACAUCUUGGCUAGAUCCACGGUGCCUGAACAAACAGCAGAAGCCUCUAGAAGAAUGUGAAGAUGAUGAAGAAGGGGUGCACACGGAGGAACUGGACAGUGAACUAGAGUUGCCUGCUGGUUGGGAGAAAAUUGAAGAUCCUGUAUAUGGUGUCUACUAUGUAGACCACAUCAACCGGAAGACACAGUAUGAGAACCCAGUCCUUGAAGCCAAGAGGAAGAAGCAGCUUGAACAACAGCAACAGCCUCCAGAAGAAUGGACAGAGGAGUGUCCAUCUCUCCCUCCACCUGCUGCUCCAAACCAUGUUUCAAACAACCAAGAGGCAGUUCGGGAAGCACCAGUACAAGGAAAACCUUUUUUUACACGAAACCCUUCUGAGUUGAAAGGGAAGUUCAUCCACACCAAGCUAAGGAAAAGCAGCAGGGGGUUUGGCUUCACCGUUGUUGGAGGAGAUGAGCCAGAUGAAUUCCUCCAAAUCAAAAGUUUGGUGCUUGAUGGUCCUGCAGCAUUGGAUGGCAAAAUGGAAACAGGGGAUGUCAUAGUCAGUGUGAAUGACACCUGUGUGCUAGGGCACACUCACGCCCAGGUGGUGAAAAUCUUCCAGUCCAUCCCCAUCGGAGCCAGUGUGGACCUGGAGCUGUGCCGGGGCUACCCCCUGCCCUUCGACCCCGACGACCCCAACACCAGCCUGGUCACGUCCGUGGCAAUUUUGGACAAAGAGCCCAUCAUUGUGAACGGGCAGGAGAACUAUGACUCCCCGGCGAGCCACAGCAGCAAAACAGGGAAAGUGAACGGCACAAAGGAGGCCAGGCCCAGCAGCCCGGCCGAGGUCUCCUCCAAUGGACCCCACGGCUACCCCAACGAUACGGUGUCCUUGGCAUCCUCCAUAGCCACGCAGCCUGAACUCAUAACUGUGCACAUAGUGAAAGGGCCCAUGGGCUUUGGGUUUACUAUAGCAGACAGUCCCGGUGGGGGAGGCCAAAGAGUGAAACAGAUUGUGGACAGCCCGCGGUGCCGCGGCCUGAAGGAGGGAGACCUCAUAGUGGAAGUCAACAAGAAGAAUGUGCAGAGCCUCACUCACAACCAGGUGGUGGAUAUGCUGAUUGAAUGUCCUAAGGGAAGCGAAGUCACGUUGCUGGUGCAGCGAGGAGGACUGCCAGUCCCAAAGAAGAGCCCAAAGUCGCAACCACUUGAAAGGAAAGACAGCCAAAACAGUUCCCAGCAGAGCGUCUCGAGCCACCGCAGCGGGCACACGGCGUCCCCCGCGCACAGCACCCAGGUGCUGCCCGACUUCGCCGCCCCCGAGGCGCCGGCCGCCGACCAGCCUGACACUGCUGGCCAGAAAAAGCCAGAUCCAUUCAAAAUCUGGGCCCAGUCCAGGAGCAUGUAUGAAAGCCGACCUAUGUCACCUUCACCUGCAACUGGACUGAGCAAGGGUGAGAGAGAGAGAGAAAUCAAUUCCACGAGUUUCGGAGAAUUUCCAGAUUAUCAAGAGCAGGAUAUCUUUCUAUGGAGAAAGGAAACCGGGUUUGGAUUUAGGAUUCUAGGUGGAAAUGAGCCUGGAGAACCUAUUUACAUCGGUCACAUUGUACCGCUGGGUGCUGCUGACGCCGACGGCCGCCUGCGAUCAGGAGAUGAGCUGAUCUGCGUGGAUGGGACGCCUGUGGUGGGCAAAUCUCACCAGCUCGUGGUCCAGCUCAUGCAGCAGGCAGCCAAACAAGGCCAUGUCAACCUGACCGUCAGGCGCAAAGUGGUUUACACAGUUCCCAAGGCAGAGAAUGAAGUCCCAUCCCCGGCCUCCUCCCAUCACAGCAGCAACCAGCCGGCCUCGCUGACGGAGGAGAAGCGGACGCCGCAGGGCAGCCAGAACUCGCUCAACACGGUCAGCUCGGGCAGCGGCAGCACCAGCGGCAUCGGCAGCGGCGGUGGCGGCGGCAGCGGCGUGGUCAGCGCCGUGGUGCAGCCCUACGACGUGGAGAUCCGCCGUGGUGAGAACGAGGGCUUCGGCUUCGUCAUCGUCUCCUCCGUCAGCAGGCCCGAGGCAGGGACGACGUUCGCGGGAAAUGCAUGUGUGGCCAUGCCUCACAAAAUAGGUCGGAUAAUUGAAGGGAGCCCCGCCGACCGCUGCGGGAAGCUGAAAGUCGGCGACCGGAUCUUGGCCGUCAAUGGGUGCUCCAUCACCAACAAGUCGCACUCAGACAUCGUCAACCUCAUUAAGGAAGCGGGAAACACCGUCACCCUGCGCAUCAUUCCAGGAGAUGAAUCCUCCAAUGCUACUUUAUUGACCAAUGCAGAAAAAAUUGCUACAAUCACAACCACACAUACUCCUCAGCAAAUACCGCAGGAGACCAGCAGGAACAACACCAAACCAAAGCAGGAAUCCCAGUUUGAUUUCAAACCACCCCAAGCAGCACAGCAGGACCAAGACUUUUACACUGUUGAGCUGGAAAGAGGAGCCAAAGGGUUUGGCUUCAGCCUGCGAGGUGGCCGGGAGUACAACAUGGACCUGUACGUGCUGCGGCUCGCUGAGGACGGGCCCGCCGAGAGAUGUGGGAAAAUGAGGAUUGGUGAUGAAAUCUUGGAGAUCAAUGGAGAAACUACCAAGAACAUGAAGCACGCUCGGGCCAUCGAACUGAUUAAAAAUGGUGGCCGCAAGGUCCGCCUCUUUCUGAAACGUGGAGAUGGCUCUGUCCCAGAAUAUGACCCCAGCAGUGACAGGAACAGUCCCGCCACAGGUUCACAAAAUGUAUCGGAAAUGAAACCCGUGCCAUCCGACCGACGGCAGCACCCAUCAUCGGAGUCCAGUUAUCCACCAGACCUUCACAAAUCAUCACAACAUGGGGACAAGCGGACUUACGUUAGAGACCUAAAAGGCAGCAGAGAGUUUAGCAGACAUCCCAAUGAACACCACACUUGGAAUGGGACUUCUAAAACCAACGACCACGUGCCAGGCAGGAAGACAGAGAGGUCGCCGGAGAGGAGGCACGAAAGGCAGCCAGAGAGGGUGGUGGUGAACGGGCAGAAGAGGAGGUCUCCUGAAAAGCGCAGGGAAGGGACAAGGAGCGCUGACAACACUUUGGAGAGGCGGGAGCGACUUGAGAGGAGGAGAGACCUCUCUCCUGAGAGGCGCAGAGAGCGGUCGCCCGGCCGGCGGCGGCGGUCGCUGGAGAGACUCACGGAGCCCAGGAGAUCCCCUGAGCGGAGAAGAGAGAGCUCCCUCGACCGAAGGGCCAAGUCGUCCGACCGGCGGAGGGAGAGGUCGCCCGAGAGACGGCUCAGGGAGGAACGAGUUGGCCACCGGGAGAGGGAAGAGCCCGGCUGGAGGCACGAGCCCAGCCGCAGGCACCCGCCCGAGCAGCGCAGGCGGCCCUACAAGGAGUGCAGCACCGACCUCAGCAUCUGAGGGGCUCCCCGGGGUCCCCGUCGCCUUCCCCACACCAAGGGAGCAGAGGAGAGAGUGGAACCAACCUGGCUUUCGCAGGCGACGAGACGUCCGCCACCUGCUGAUCCUACAAACCGUUUAUGCAGAUGAAAUCUUAAAACAAACAAAAAAAAAAGCAUUGUGCCUGAUGUAUAAUAUUAAAGAAAGUAUUUUUCAGUGUAUUCUUUUUUUUUAAUUACUUGCCAAAUGUUGGUCCUAAAGGAUUAUAAAAUUUUGUUUCUACAUUCUUUGUAGAUUUCUUAAAAAUAAUCCCUUUAUUGGGCUACUUUCCCCCCCUCCCUAAUAUAGUAAAUGGGGUAGCCAGUAAUAUAAUAUAGGCAAAGGAUUUUAUGACCAAGUUUGAAUAAUUUGAUCCAGACUGUUCUCUAGUGACUCACUGCUACACUGUAUGUAGAAAAUUUUUUAAGGGUUGGGGGUGGGGAAGGAAGAAAAUUGUUCAUCUCAGUAGGAAUGGAGCACUCCUGCUGAAGGAAUUAAAAAGGAAAGAGACAAAUGUUCCUAAAAUUGCAAGAACUGUUUGAAGAGACUACUGUUUCAAUGAAGGAUAUUUAUAAUAAUAAUAAAGAAUUAAAAAAAAAAAAAACAACUCAAACCCACACAGCACAAGACGAUUUACAAUAAGUAAUUUGUAGUUUGUUCCAUGAACAGUUUAUACUUUCAGGCCCCCUGGACAGGAUGCGCAGAGGCAGAAGGACUGGUCAGCACCAUGCCUGUGUCACACGCUAACGUGGACUGUUGAGCUCUCAUUAGCCUCAGCAACAUGUAACGAUGAUCUGUCAUUAAGGCAGCAGCCCUGCUCAUCUCCCAGCUGUAUAUGGACAGCAACCCCAGCAUGCAUGGUAUUGUGUAUCUGCUUGGAAGCAAGGGGAGGGAUUGGGAUUCUGGGACAAGGCACAAUGCGGUGGGAGCACAAUCCCCCUGCUCGGAGUAGGUGUAUUCCUUCUGCUCAGGCCAAAGCAGUGGGCUUUUAUUUUGCCAAAUUCCAAAAGCUCUCAAUUCUUCUUGCUCUGUAUUGAAAGGGUUGGUUUUUCGUUGUUUUACUGGUUCAUCCUUACUGAGACAAAAGGAGUGCACUUGCUGGGGAGGGAAAACAAAAAAAAAAAAAAAAAGAAAAAAAAAAGAAAAGAAAAAAGUAUCAAAAGAAAAUCACAGGCUAAAAGAGGCAAUCAGUGGGACAACCUGGUUGUGGAAGCCUAUCCGUACCUGAUUAUAUGCUGUAAAUUUGAGUCUAAGAACAGCAGCAAAAGAGAAACCUGCAAGUUUCUGAGUUGUAUUUUAAAAUUUGCAAGCUGUGUGGUAAGUCUGCUGUAGCAUUGGUCUAAGAUUUAAUGGAUUACUGCCUAGCUGAGCCAAAAUGUUUGCCGUUACUGUUGGACCACUAAAGUAAACUGCUGCUUUUUCCAGUGCAUUGGUGUGUACAUGUAUACUGACUCACAUCCUCCAUAUGAACACAAAACCAUUGCAAGUCUAUCACUGUUGUUGCCAUGGUACUGUAAAAACAAAACCAAGAAAGAAGAUGGCCAAUCAUUGUGUGUACAGUUGAAAUUGUAAUUAAUAGAGCCUGUUGGAAAAAAACCACAAAACUGUUGCCUUUUUCUUGUAUAAAAGAGAAUUUAUGACAAAAUUUAGGUGUGAGGAAUGUGAUUAAGUGUUUAUAUUUCUAAAAAUGGAAAAAAAUUUGAUUCAGGGGAUAUAUUUUAAUGUAAACUGAAUCAGGUAUGUAAAGCUGUUUUAAAAUGGGAGACUGUAUCAGUAAUUCUAAAGCUUUUGUUGGUUUGAAAAUAUCGUUUCUUUCUUCAUGGUGGGCCUGCUUAUGUAUUAUUAAGCACUUGUAUGCAAUCUAUAUUCUCCAGUCAUCAUUUCUUGCAACAAGCUAUAGGCAAAAUGCUCUUUUCUGUGUUGAUGAAAAGCAGUAUGUGGGCCAAUCUUUUUUAUAAAACACUAUGCAUAUAUAAAUACUACAUUGUUCAUAGCUUUAUUUGACUUAAUUGGGUUUAUACAUAACACUAGGAUGAGUAGAUGUGGACUUACCCAGUAAGAGCUUCUUUCCUUGGAACAGACACUAUGUAUAUGAUGUAGCAACAAAGAAGGAGAAAGUCUGUGAAUGCUAUUUUUAUUAUCAAAUAAAGUUUUCCAUACAAAGCA
Camarhynchus parvulus is the source of this 8005-nucleotide messenger RNA. RefSeq names its product membrane associated guanylate kinase, WW and PDZ domain containing 1 (gene MAGI1). The record is from RefSeq and is a predicted model, not a curated record. Gene Ontology annotation, biological process: signal transduction. Gene Ontology annotation, cellular component: cytoplasm. The transcript is spliced from 24 exons. Lineage: Eukaryota; Metazoa; Chordata; Aves; Passeriformes; Thraupidae. Gene Ontology annotation, molecular function: protein binding. Bases 1640 to 5821 code for a protein of 1393 amino acids.